Neoarius graeffei (lesser salmon catfish) is the source of this 2568-nucleotide messenger RNA. RefSeq names its product inactive dipeptidyl peptidase 10-like. The record is from RefSeq and is a predicted model, not a curated record. The transcript has 26 exons. Bases 50 to 2428 code for a protein of 792 amino acids. Gene Ontology annotation, biological process: proteolysis. Gene Ontology annotation, molecular function: serine-type peptidase activity; dipeptidyl-peptidase activity. NCBI's taxonomy places the organism in Eukaryota, Metazoa, Chordata, Actinopteri, Siluriformes, Ariidae.
UCUCUCAUUCCGGCUCCAGCUCACUGAGCGACUGUUCAGCUUCACAGCCAUGAAUCAGACCGCAGGAGCCUCGAACCAGUGUCGCAGACGCCCCUCAACCGACAUCAAGGAUCUGGGAGAUGGAAGUUUAGAGAGGAACUGGAAGGGGAUCGGCAUCUCUCUGCUGGUGAUUCUGGUGGUGCUGUCUCUGAUCAGCCUGUCCAUUUUCUUUCUUUCUAAAGAUGGUGGAACUAAAGCUCUGAAAUCUCAUCUGACCUUGGAUGACCUUUUCCUCAGAGACUUUCAGGUUCAAGCCCCUGAGGUGCAGUGGAUCAGUGCGGUGGAGAUCAUCUAUAGGAGCAGAGACGGGAAUGUAAUGAAAGCAAAUAUUCACACCAAACAGACUGAGCUUCUGAUGAAAAACACAACAUUUGUAACAUUUAAAGCUUCUAAAGUGGCAGUCUCACCAGAUCUCAACUAUGUUCUCCUCACAUAUGAUAUCAAAAAGGUGUAUCAGUUCUCCUUUUUCGCAUCUUACCUGAUCUACAAUUUGCAUACAAGAGAAGUGCAUGAGUUGAACCCACCUGAGGUGUCAGAUUCAGUGCUGCAGUUCGCCUCAUGGGGAGUUUGGGGGCAACAGCUGAUAUAUAUCUUUGAAAAUAACAUCUACUACAAGCCGGAUGUAAAAAGCAGCUCUCUCAGAUUGACAUCAUCAGGACAAGAGGGAUUAGUGUUCAAUGGGAUCCCUGACUGGCUGUAUGAGGAGGAGGUGCUACAUUCACCAGUAGCUCAUUGGUGGUCUCCAUCUGGAUCCAGCCUCGCAUUCCUCACCAUCAACGACACUCUUGUACCAAACAUGCUGCUGCCGCGCUUUACUGGGGCUCUGUACCCACGAGGAACAUACUACCCCUACCCAAAGGUUGGCCAAGUAAACCCUAUGGUGAAGCUGUAUGUGGUUACUCUGAAUGGCUCAUCUCCCACCAUUGAACUUCUGCCUCCUAGUAGCCUGGAAAAAAGCGAGUACUAUGUAAGCAUGGUGCGAUGGGUGACUGAGGAACGUGUGACUGUGCGCUGGCUUAACAGAGCUCAGAAUACAUCCAUCCUCACGCUCUGUUACACACACAACGGAGAGUGUGAACGGAAGCAUGUGAUGACAUCAGACAAGUGGAUCGACUGCCAGAAUGAGGAGCCUGUGUUUUCUAAAGAUGCAGCAAAGUUCUUUAUUACUUUACCCAUAAAGCAUGGCAGCCAGGGGUCUUUCCGUCACCUCACCAUGAUGUCAGAGAAGCAUACAGAUGGGCAGGUCAAUGUACGGCACCUGACAUCUGGCAACUGGGAGGUCACUAAGAUGCUAGCCUAUGAUGAGAGCCUGAACGCUGUGUAUUAUAUCAGCACAGAGGAUGGAGUCUCACAAAGACACCUGUACAGGGUGCGGACAGUGGAUCUGUUUCAUCGUGAAUGUUUGACAUGUUCCCUGUUCAAACCGGACUGCUCAUAUUACGAUGCUAUGCUGAGUCCAGAUUUACAAACAGUACUGCUGCACUGCGCAGGGCCUGGUGUUCCCAAAAUGACUGUGCACCAGCUUGCCAAUAUAAGCAAUUAUAUGACUGUAGAUUCUGGUUUGGAGUUCAGAGCCUUGCUCAGACAGAAAAACAUCCCCUGCAGAGAGAUCAGAAUCAUCCCCUCCAAUAACCAUGCACUGCGACUGGAGCUCAGCUUCCCUGUGGAUUUUGAUGAGAGUAAUCAGCAUCCUCUGCUCUUCAUACUUGACAGUGCCCCUGGUGGUCAGCAGGUGAGUGAGCAAUUUCAUCUGGAAUGGGACUCUGUACUGGUGAGCUCAGACAAUGUGAUUGUGGCUCGUCUGGACGGCAGAGGCAGCGGCUUCCAGGGACAAAAGAUACUACAGGAAGUGCACAAGCGUCUGGGAGUGGUGGAGCUCCAGGAUCAUCUCACUGCUCUAGAGUAUCUGCUGAAGCGAAGGUACAUCGAUGGGAGCAGGAUUGGUGUUUUUGGCAAGGCAUAUGGCGGCUUCAUAAGCUCUCUUCUCCUCCUAUCUCACGUCUCUCCAUUCCGCUGUGGUGUUGCCAUGGCACCCGUCUCUGACUGGAGACUCUAUGCUUCAGCAUUUACAGAGCGAUAUUUCGGAUUCCCAACUAAGGAUGAGCACAAGUAUCAGAUUGCUCGGCUGCUGUUUAACAUCAGCACCUCUGAGAAACAGAAGUUUAUGAUCCUACAUGGGACAGCUGAUGCUUCUGUUCACUUCCAACACACAGCAGAGCUGGUGAAGCUGUUAUCUAUGCAUAAUGUGAACUAUACAUUACAGAUUUUUCCGGAUGAGGGUCAUGACAUCAGCAGCAAACACUACAUGAUGAGUUCUGUCAUCACCUUCUUCAGAGAGUGCUUCCAUGAAAACAAUGCUGUCACCAUGGAAACCGGGGAAGAAGACUAGCAUCUGUGGCUUAAGUGAUCUCAGCUGGACUCGGAUGGGAUUUAAGGACAAGAUGGCUGCCCUAACAAGCAUCCUUGACAUGGGUGACUUUAUUCUAAUCCCACUGGUUCCUCUCCUAUCUGCCAGAAACACAGAAGGCU